AUGCAGCAAUCAAAGCCCACGACUGAGAUUGUCGAGGACAGGAGCCCGGAGGUUCCAACACACACAGUCUCCAAAGGCAGCGAUGGCCAAGUUCUGCGUUCCAGCAUCGACAACUUGUCGGUAUGGAAAAGUGUUGGUCGCUUCAAAAAGGUGGGCUUCAUUGCCAUGCUGGCCGCCUUUUCAGCAUCCCUCGACGGCUACCAAAUCAACCUGAAUGGCGGCAUCGUCUCAAACAAGGGCUUCAUCAGGCAGUUCGCCACGACCGGAACCACCAUCAUCGACGGGAAAUACGUCUCCGCCUGGGGUGGCAUCCAAUCUGCCGGCCAAACCAUCGGCCAAAUUCUCCUGCAAUAUGCCACCGAGGGUUAUGGCAGAAAGUCGGCCAUGAUGAUCAUCUGGGUUGUUCUCACGGCUAGCAUCUUUGUAGAGACGUUUGCGAGUAACUGGAAACACUGGCUGGUCGCCAAGCUCCUUUCUGGAAUGGGCGUCGGCAUGCUGCAGUCCACCAUACCACUCUACCUGUCGGAGAUUUCGCCCACGCAGCUCAGGGGAUUCUUCAUCAACGCAUACACAUUCUGGUUCGUCCUAGGACAGCUCUUCGCCUCAGUGGCCCUCAACAGACUCAACGCCAGCGACCCUUACGACUUCAAAGUAGCCAUCUAUACUCAAUGGGGCAUGAUUGGCGUCAUUCUAAUCAUAUUCAUCAUCCUUCCCGAGUCACCCUGGUGGCUAGCUAGUAAGGGAAAGACAAAAAAAGCCUCCAAGGUGCUGCAUCUGUGCUACUCAGACGUCGAGGGUUACGAUGUGCCUCAGCAGAUUGGAAUCAUGACAUCUACCGUUGCCAUUGAGCGCGACCAGGCCGAGAGGGACUCAGAGGUGGGACACUGGGCCAUCUUCCAAGGCCGAAACCUUCUCCGCACCAUCAUCUCGGGUUGGCCCAAGAUUACGCAGCAGUUUGUUGGUCUGGCCGUCUUCAACACCUAUGCUACGUAUUUCUUUCAAUAUGCCGGGAGCAAGGAUCCGUUCCUGGUGACACUCAUCCUGUCUUGUGUGCAGCUUGUUUCCAUGAUCCUGACGGCCACUCUGACUGACCAGUUUGGCCGACGCCCUCUUACCGUUUACCCGUAUGCCGUGACGGUGGUGUCGGUCUUGUGUCUCGGUAUCAUCGGAUGCUUUGACUACACCGCAAAGGCGACAUCUUCACUUCUGAUCUUCUUUGCGUGCUUGGCAACGUUUUCUACAACCGGUGCUUCAGCCAUCGGAUACGCAUAUGCAGCCGAGAUUCCACAGCAGCGGCUUCGUGCACAGACAGCUGGUUGGUCCCUGGCUGUGUCCAACGCUGUGGCCAUCAUGUUUAGCUUCUGCACUCCUCUCAUGAUCAACGGCGGAUCUACCAAAUGGGGAGUGAAGACUGGGUUUUUCUUCGCAGGUGCCGGUACUGUCGCUGUAAUCAUCGCAUGGUUCAUCCUUCCGGAGGUGACCCGGAGAACCCCGGCCGAGAUUGAUGAAAUGUUCGAGAAGAGGGUUAAUCUCCGAAAGUUCGACAAGUAUGUCACGGAGGCUGAAGUUCACUCCAAUGAGCUUCAGGAUACGAAACAAAUGGAAGCAUGA
This is a messenger RNA of Geosmithia morbida, 1611 nucleotides long. Its product is annotated as Sugar (and other) transporter. Gene Ontology annotation, biological process: carbohydrate transport; transmembrane transport. NCBI's taxonomy places the organism in Eukaryota, Fungi, Ascomycota, Sordariomycetes, Hypocreales, Bionectriaceae. The record is from RefSeq and is a predicted model, not a curated record. Gene Ontology annotation, cellular component: membrane. The coding region runs from base 1 to 1611 and encodes 536 amino acids. The transcript is spliced from 10 exons. Gene Ontology annotation, molecular function: carbohydrate:proton symporter activity.